Molecule: messenger RNA, 1727 nt
Organism: Psylliodes chrysocephalus
Lineage: Eukaryota; Metazoa; Arthropoda; Insecta; Coleoptera; Chrysomelidae
Source: the annotation of a GenBank genome assembly
CUCUUACAGACAUUAACACUAUGAAUCAAUAAGCAACUGUCCAAAUGUUUAAUUUUAAAUAAAUAAAUGCAAAAACUUUUUUAAAAAAAAAUUGACGAGUUUUAAAAAUGUGUACGAAUUUUUUCUUCAACACAACCUCCUCGAGGGUGGCUCAAAACCGACGAAGAUAUUUUGAUUUACCGAAUACGAGUAGAACUUAUCAGACUAUUCCUAUGGAGAGCAAUAGUAUAGCACAAGAACUUACUGAAAAUGUAAUAAUAAGUCGAGGACCAUGGUAUGGAACAAGGCAUACGCAAAUGAUGUUACUAGCAGCUGGAGUAUUUCUUUUGGCUUUAUCAAAAGUUUAUAUGUCCGUUUGUAUCGUCGCAAUGACAGAUCCUUCAGCCAGCUCCAAUCCGGAUAUCCCAACGUACGAUUGGACCGACAAAAAUCUUAUACUCUCCGCAUUUUUUUGGGGUUACUGGCUUCCACAAUUAUUCGCAGGAUGGUUAACAACAACAUUUUUGGGACCAAAAUGGAUGUUCGUUGGUGCUAUGAGCGGUUGUUCCUUUGUAGGAUAUUUAAUACCAUCAGUUGCUGCUGGCGUUGGUUCAAAAGGAGUGUUGAUUUGUAGAUUUUUACAAGGAUUUUCUUCAGGAUUUAUUCCGAGUGCCUUGUGUUCCUUUUUCGGAAAAUGGAUUCCUCUCAAGGAGAGAGGCCGAUUUUUGGGAUUCGUCUAUUCAGGUGGAACCAUAGGAGUAAUAUGCUCCAUGUUUUUUAGUGGAGAAAUAGCCUCGAGCGCACAUGGAUGGCCGAUGAUUAUUUACUUACAUAGUACAUUUGCGAUGAUAUGGUGUAUUAUUUUUUCUGUUUUUGGCCAUCAGAGCCCCGAUCAUCAUCCUACAAUAUCUCUUGAAGAGAAAAUGUGUAUAACAGACAACUGUAAAGAUUGGCAGAACCGCUCGACAAUUCCCUGGAAGCGAAUUUUUUCUUCAAUGUGUUUUUGGUCUCUUAUUAUAGCACAAUGUGGAGAAUCUUACGGAUAUUUCUUAGCGAUAACGGAAAUAUCUAAUUAUUUAAAAAAUAUUUUGAAAGUCGAUAUGCAAUCUAAUGGUAUUUUAAGUGCCUUGCCAUAUUUUUCUGGAGCAGUAUUGAUCUAUCUGUUUGGAUAUAUAUCAGAUAGGAUAAUAGAGAGCAGAAUUCUCAGUGUGGGCGGAACAAGAAAACUAUUUGUCGCAGUUGGAAUCGUUAUACCUGGAAUAGCGUAUAUAUUUCUUGGGUAUUGUGGCCCGCAAGAUGCACCUUUUGCUGUAUUCAUGUUAGUUGUUGGAAUAGGCGUAGAUUUAGCAGGAACUACGAAUGGUAUUUCAGUAAAUUAUCUAGAUUUAGCACCCAAUCAUGCUGGUCCUCUACUGGGCAUUUCUAAUCAAUUUGCUCAAUUGUUUUCGGCAUUAGGACCUUUUACUGUCCAUCUUUUAGUAACAGAUGAGACGAGUAUUGAGCAAUGGAGGACAAUUUUCUUCAUACUAAUUGGUAUCAAGGUGUUAACAGCAACAACGUUUCUUAUUUUUGGAUCCGGUGAUAUUCAGCCCUGGAAUAAUGAAAUCGAAUUGCUGGGUAAUGAUAAUGAAGAGGAAACCCUGUAAAAUAAUUAAAAGAACUAAAUUAGCUAAGUGAUUUUAUAUUUUUUGUAUUAAGCGUCUGUGAUGUUUGCAUUUAAUAUUGUAUUUUUUAAUAAUGUGAUUGAG